CGUCCCGCUGGGCUUGCGGAGCCUCGCCACAGCUCUUUGCCUGACCGAGAGGAGUCGGGCUUUCGGGGAGCGGCGGGUCCCUGUGCUCACACCGAGGGCUUGGACCUGGGGGCGUACGGAGGCUGCGCGGGAACGGGACCAGCGGCGUUUUGCUGAUGCGCAUGAUGAUUAUUAUAAGUAGCAGCUGCCAGGAGAGGGAAAAUUAUAUGUACUCGUCUUUCCCCGUUUAAAGCCUUGGCUGACUCCUAAAGGUGAAACGUAUGGAUGACAGUAUGUUCCGGAUAGUGAACCAAAGAGGUUACAUUUGUAACGGGAAUUUAAAGAAGAAAAGAAAGGGAUAUGUAAAGACCCAUUUGUCUAUGAGGCAGAUGUCCAGGUGCAGUUGAUCAGCAAAGGUCACCCAAGUCUUCUGAAAGAUAUUCUUACUGAAAAUGACUUGAUAUUCCUUAUGGAAAAAGUGCCCUUAGAAAAGGAAGAAACAAGUCAUGUUGAAGAACUUCAGUCUGAAGAAACUGCAAUUUCUGAUUUCUCUACUGGUGAGAAUGUUGGGCCACUGGCUUUACCAGUUGGGAGAGCAAGGCAAUUAGUUGGACUUUAUACCAUGGCUCAAAAUCCUAAUAUGACCCAUUUAAAAGUAGAACAGCCAGUUACUGCCCUUCCUCCCCUUUGGGUGAGAUGUGACGGUUCAGAUCCUGAAGGUACCUGUUGGCUUGGAGCUGAGCUUACCACAGCAAAUGCGAGUAUUACAGGGAUUAUCUUGUAUGUGGUCAGUUGUAAAGCUGAUAAAAAUUACUUUGUAAGUCUGGAAAAUCUAAAAAAUUCACACAAGAAAAGACAUCACUUGUCUACUGUAACAAGCCAAGGUUUUGCCCAGUAUGAGCUCUUCAAGUCUACUGAGUUGGACGAUAUGGUCACACCAUCACAAACUACCAUCACUUUGGAUCUUUGCUGGGGUCCCGUGGAUGAGAUUCUUCAAACCCCUCCACUCUCCUCAACUGCAGUUCUGAAUAUCAAAGUGGAAUCAGGAGACCCAAGAGAUUGUUUGACUCAUCUUCACAGAGAACUGAAAUUUCUUCUUGCUUUGGCAAACGGAUUGAGGACUGGUGUGGCUGAAUGGCCCGAACCUCUGGAAGCAAAACCUGCUGUUGACAUGGUGCAGGAGUUUCUGGAGGACUUAAAUAAACUGGAUGAAUUUGGUGAUUCUACAAAAAAAGACACAAUAAAAGAGACAGUGAACCACGACGCUGCUGCAGUUGAUAGGUCCGUACUCAUCACAGUGCGCGAGGAUCUCGAUUUUGUUGAACAACUUUGGUGCAAAAUGAGCAGCAGUGUGGUUUCGUACCAGGACCUGGUGAGGUGUUUCACGUUGAUCCUCCAGAGUCUGCAGCGUGGGGACAUACAGCCAUGGCUCCAUAGUGGCAGUAACAGCUUACUAAGUAAGCUCAUUCAUCAGUCUUACCAUGGCACCAUGGACACGGUUUCUCUCACUGGAACACUUCCACUUCAGAUGGCUUUGGAAAUUGGUUUGGACAAACUGAAAAGAGAUUAUGUCAGUUUUUUUAUAGGUCAGGAACUUGCAUCUUUGAAUCAUUUGGAGUACUUCAUUUCUCCAUCCGGAGAUGCACAAGAACAGGUUUGCCAUGUACAAAAGCUCCAUCAUAUUUUAGAAGUACUAGUCAGCUGCAUGCUCUUCAUUAAACCGCAACAUGAGCUCCUGUUUUCCUUAACACAAUCCUGCAUAAAGUAUUAUAAGCAAAAUCCUCUAGAUGAACAACACGUUUUCCAGCAGCCGGUCAGACCAGCUGCUAUUAAAAACUUCUAUCAAAGUGAGAAGCCACAGAAAUGGAGAGUAGAAAUAAGUAGUAGUCAAAAGAAGGUGAAAACAGUUUGGCAGCUGAGUGACACCUCACCUGUGGACCAUCUGACUCUUCACAAACUUGAUUUUUCUGAAUCUACACUAAACGGUAGUCUGGAAGAGAGGACACCCUUUACCAGCAUGCUUACUUGCAGCCAGGUGCAUUUCAAGUAAAGUGCUCAGGGGUCCCUGGUCAG
This is a messenger RNA of Jaculus jaculus (lesser Egyptian jerboa), 2052 nucleotides long. RefSeq names its product zwilch kinetochore protein (gene Zwilch). Gene Ontology annotation, cellular component: RZZ complex. Gene Ontology annotation, biological process: protein localization to kinetochore; mitotic spindle assembly checkpoint signaling. The coding region runs from base 449 to 2029 and encodes 526 amino acids. The record is from RefSeq and is a predicted model, not a curated record. The transcript has 18 exons. NCBI's taxonomy places the organism in Eukaryota, Metazoa, Chordata, Mammalia, Rodentia, Dipodidae.